Messenger RNA from Oncorhynchus nerka (sockeye salmon), 5115 nucleotides. Its product is annotated as tyrosine-protein kinase JAK1-like. Gene Ontology annotation, cellular component: cytoskeleton; membrane; cytosol. Gene Ontology annotation, molecular function: growth hormone receptor binding; non-membrane spanning protein tyrosine kinase activity; ATP binding. Bases 231 to 3725 code for a protein of 1164 amino acids. The record is from RefSeq and is a predicted model, not a curated record. Gene Ontology annotation, biological process: cytokine-mediated signaling pathway; cell surface receptor signaling pathway via JAK-STAT; growth hormone receptor signaling pathway via JAK-STAT. The transcript has 25 exons. Lineage: Eukaryota; Metazoa; Chordata; Actinopteri; Salmoniformes; Salmonidae.
GAUUCGCGACAGCGUUUACGGGAAUUGACAAGACGCUUGCUUGGAAGACUCACCGCCGAGACUUAGCAACUUCAUUGCACAGGAUUUAAAACCCGUAUCGAUGAUACAUGCUCAAAAACAUCAUCAUAAUAGGAUAAUAUAAGUAGCCUACACUGAUAUUGGGCCGUUCUGGAAGAGAAAGUUAUUUUUUUCAGACAUUCGUGGACGGCAUAAAGUAAUAGACAUAGUGAAUGCCUCGAAACAAGGCAAUGGACAUGGGCAGGCAGCUGUUGGUAAAGAUGCAGAGGACGAGGAAGGGCAAGUUCACGCCAAUCCCUGUAUUACCACAGGGCCUCGAGGUCCACUUCUACCUGCAAGACUCUCACCAGCUGGAGUUUCUCCGGGGUUGUUACACUGCUGAGGAGCUGUGCAGAGAGGCAGCCAAGAAGUGUGGCAUUUCACCUCUUUGCUUCAAUCUGUUUGCCUUGUAUGAGGAGGGCAUGAACAUCUGGUACCCUCCCAAUCACACCUUCAAAAUCGAGGAGAGCACCUGCUUAAAGCUCCACUAUCGCAUGAGGUUCUACUUCACCAACUGGCAUGGUGCGAAUGACAAUGUGCCACGUGUUUGCAGACAUGCCCUCAAGAGAAAGAACGGCAAUGGGCCGAAGACCGAAUCAGGGGGUACGGCACUCCUUGAGGCUGCCUCACUGAAGUAUCUGUUCGCCCAGGGUCAGCAUGACUUCCUGAAGGGGCGGGCCGCAGUGCGUAACCCUCAGAAUGAAGAGGAGGCUCACUGUAUUGAGAAUGAGUGCCUGGGGGUGGCAGUGUUGUCUAUCACACACAAUGCCUUGGAGAAGAACAUCGUCAACCCAUAUUUAGCAGGACAGAUCAGCUAUAAGAAAUACAUCCCAGAGAGCAUGAACCAAAUCAUCAAGCAGCGGAACUUCCUGACACGACUCCGCAUCUCCCGGGUGUUUCAGCAUUUCCUUAACGAGUUCAACAACAAGACAGUGAAGAGCAACAAAGUCAACAUCCAUGACAUCAAGGUCAAAUACUUGGCUACGCUGGAGACUUUGACCUGUGGGUUCGGCUGUGAGAUGUAUAAGCCUGAAGUGCUACGUGUUACUGACAGCGAAGGGGAGAUCGAAGGAACACCCACUUCCUGUAACCAGGGUCAGCCCACCCAGUACCAAGUCCUUGUGUCUGGAAAUACAGGGAUCAAGUGGCGGAGGAAGCAACAGAAUAAUGCAUGGACUGCCAAAGAGAAGAAAAAAUCAAAAAAGUACAAAACCGACAUCAACUGGAAGAACAAACCAGCUCAAGACUUUUCGAAUGACUGGAAAACCUUCUCUGAUUUCUAUGAGAUUACACACAUCAACAUCAAGGGCUCCACAGUCACUGUCCACAAGCAGGACAACAAAAAGAUGGAACUGAGCCUGGGUUUCCAUGCAGAGGCAUUGUCUUUUGCCACCCUCGUUGAUGGAUACUUCCGUCUGACAGUGGAUGCACAUCACUUCCUGUGUACAGAUGUGGCCCCUCCCUCUGUGGUACAGAACCUGCAGGAAGGCUGUCAUGGUCCAAUCAGCAUGGACUACACCUCCCACAAGCUGCGUCAGGAGGGCAGGGAGGAGGGCAUGUAUGUGCUGCGCUGGAGCUGCAUCGACUAUGACCACAUCAUCCUGACUGUCAAAUGCAAUGAAGUGGACCAGACCGAUAGCCAUCCGUACCGUAGCUUUAAGAUCGAGGUGGGGCCGGAAGGCUACGGCCUGAGUGGUACAGCCCUGAGGCAGCCCUCUCUCAGGGAGCUGAUGGAACAGCUGAUUGGCCAGAGACUUAGCACAGACGGAGUCUUCUUCCAGCUCCGCAAGGCCUGCCCUCCGCAGCCCAGAGAAAUGUCUAACCUGCUACUAGUGACAAAGAGAGAUGCAGAGCCGAUGUACCCCGUACAGAGUCAUGUCAUCUUCCACAAGAUCCUCAACGAGGACAUAGUGCAGGAGGAGCACUUGGGCUGUGGCACCAGAACUAACAUCUAUGCUGGCAAAUUUAAGAUAAAGAGUGAGGAAGAGAAGGAUGUGUGGGGUUCCCAAACCUACCACGAGGUGAAAGUGGUCCUGAAAGUGCUAGGGUCCCAACACAAAGACAUCUCUAUGACUUUAUUUGAAACGGUCAGUAUGAUGCGUCAAGUGUCCCAUCAACACAUCACUCUGCUGCACGGUGUCUGUGUUCGCAACCAUGACAAUAUCAUUGUGGAGGAGCAUGUGACGCUGGGUCCUCUGGAUAUGUUCAUGCGGGGACAUCGUCUUGAACUCAGCGCCUCCUGGAAGUACCAGGUGGCCAAACAACUGACCGGCGCCCUCAGCUACCUGGAGGAUAAGAAGCUGGUCCAUGGCUAUGUGUGUGCUAAGAACGUCCUAGUGGAGCGGGAUGGCCUAGAGGGAGAGACUGGGCCCUUCAUCAAACUGAGUAGCCCUGGGGUCUCCAUCUCCACACUCAACAUACAAGAGUGUGUGGAGAGGAUCCCAUGGAUCGCCCCAGAGUGUGUGAGGAACAGCCAGGCCCAGAGUGUUGCGGUGGAUAAGUGGGGAUUUGGCACCACACUGUGGGAGAUCUGCCAUGAGGGAGUUGCUCCUCUCAAGGACAAGAAACUCAUAGAGAAGGAGAUGUUUUACUCAGCCCAGUGUUCCCUGGUGACCCCAGACUGCCCUCAGCUGGCUGAGCUCAUCACCAAGUGCAUGAACUACGACCCCAAGAGGAGGCCCUUCUUCAGGGCCAUUGUCAGGGACCUCACCGGGGUGGCCGAGCAGAACCCAGUCCUGCCACCUGGUAGGAUGCCCAUCCAGGAAGUGGACCCCACUGUGUUUGAUACGAGGUUCCUCAGGAAAAUUGAUAACCUGGGAGAGGGUCACUUUGGUAAGGUGGAGCUGUGUCAGUAUGACCCCCAUGGGGAUGGCCGAGGGGAGCUGGUGGCGGUCAAGUCUCUGAAGCCAAACAGCAAAGGCCAGCUGCCCUGCCACCUGAGAAGAGAGAUAGAUACCAUGAGAGAACUGUACCACCACAACAUUGUCAAAUACAAAGGAGUGUGUAGCGAGGAGGGUGGGAGGACCACCAAGCUGAUUAUGGAGUACCUGCCAGCGGGGAGCCUGAAGGACUACCUUCCCAAAAGAAAACACCAGACUGACCUCAAGAGACUUCUCAACUACGCCCUCCAGAUCUGCCAGGGAAUGGAUUACUUGGGAUCCCAGCGGUUCAUCCACCGGGAUUUGGCGGCCAGGAACGUUCUGGUGGAGAACGAGAGCACAGUGAAGAUCGCAGACUUUGGCCUGACCAAGAGCAUGAAGGAGGACAAGAGUUACUACACUGUCAAAGAGGACACCGAAAGCCCUGUGUUCUGGUAUGCUCCUGAGUGCCUGGUGGGCUCUAAGUUCUACCCUGCGUCUGACGUGUGGUCUUUCGGAGUGACCCUCUAUGAGUUGAUGACCUACUGCGAGUCAAGCAGCAGUCCUGAGCCGGUAUUUUUGAAGUUGCUUUGUCCAAGCGAGGGUAAGAUGACUCUCACCCGAUUGGUGGAAUUUCUGAUAGACGGCAAGAGGCUGCCAUGUCCACCUCGCUGCCCAGACACGGUGUACUCUCUGAUGAGGAGGUGUUGGGAGUUUGACCCGGCGAACAGGAUCCAGUUCAAAGGCCUGAUCACAGAGCUGGAGAUGCUGCUGGACGAGAGACACAGAGGAGAUAGACUGGCUGUCUGAACUGCUAGAGCUCACACAUAGAUGGAAAUAUACAAUAAUAUAAUAUACACUGAGUAUACCAAAACAUUAGGAACACCUUCCUACUAUUGAGUUGCUCCCCCCACCCCUUUUUGCCCCCAGAACAGCAUCAAUUCGUCGGGGCAUGGACCCUGCAAGGUGUCGAAAGUGUUCCACAGGGAUGCUGGCCUAUGUUGACUCCAAUGCUUCCCAAAGUUGUGUCAAGUUGUGUGGAUGUCCUUUGGGUGGUGGAUCAUUCUUGAUACACCCGGAAAACAACAGGUUCUGCUUGAAAAACCCAGCGUUGCAGUUCUUGACACAAACCGGUGGGCCUGGCACCUACUACCAUACACCGUUCAAAGGCACUUACAUUUCUUGCACAUCACCCUCCGAAUGGCACAAAUACCCAAUCCAUGUCUCAAGGCUUAAAAAUAAUUAUUUAACCUUUCUCCUUCCCUUCAUCUACAAUGUUUGAAGGGGAUUUAACAAGUGACAUCAGUAAGGAAUCAUAGCUUUCACCUGGAUUCACCUGGUCAGUCUGUCGUGGAAAGAGCAGCUGUUUUUAAUGUUUUGAACACAGUGUGAAUGCCAUUUAGCAAACGCAUCUGUCCAAAUAGACGGAUGGAUGGAUGAAAAGGCUGACAGACAGUAUAAUGUCAGUUAACAGAAAAGACAGACGCAUGUUAGCACAGAUGGACUGACAGACAGACUGACAUGGACUACUACAGACAUAAAAAUAGAACGUAAUCUAGCACAGACAAACCGGUCAACAUACACAUGCACCGACAGACCAACACACAGAAAGACGUUAACCAUCACUGACAGACAGAAAGACACAUAGAAAGCACAGAAGAACAAAAGCUACAUUUCUUUACAAUACAGAAAGAAAUUGCCCAGAUGUGGGCUUGAUGUAUAUACUUUUCCACAUACUGUACAUAUACAGUAACUCAAACGUAUUCUGACCUUCAAAUGCAUGCUGCUGUCAUUCACUAUGUUCUUUAGUAGUAUUUGUUUCUUUCUUUUUACAAGCUAUUGAUACACAUUGUAAGUUAAAUAGGACACUUUUGGAUAACUGAGUUAGUUCAUUUUGUAAGGAUGAAAGACUUUUUUUUAGCCGGUGUCAGAAGUGUAACCAAUGAUGUAUAUAAACCCUGGAUUGCUGAUGCUAUGCAUUGGCCAAUUAGAGGCUUUGAAGCCACCGGUUGGGUAUAUUGGCACUCUCCAGAAGAAGCAGUCCUUCAUAGGAAUUCUAUAGUAUUUCAAUUAAUUGCAUGUAUUUAAGUACUUUUCUUGUUGUAUCGGGACAUUAACAUUUGUAUGUUGAGCUCAGAUAAUAUACUUAAAAAGUAUGCAUCAACUUGUCUGUAAUAGAAUAAAUGUGGCAACAAAUUUA